This is a messenger RNA of Chenopodium quinoa (quinoa), 625 nucleotides long. RefSeq lists its product as uncharacterized. The transcript has a single exon. The coding region runs from base 85 to 423 and encodes 112 amino acids. NCBI's taxonomy places the organism in Eukaryota, Viridiplantae, Streptophyta, Magnoliopsida, Caryophyllales, Amaranthaceae. The record is from RefSeq and is a predicted model, not a curated record.
AUGAACCAACACCUCGCUAAAACAAGAAUAUAGAUCGAUCUCACUCAACACUCACCAUCCUCUUUCUCUCUCCUCAACACAACCAUGGUGGCCACCAAAUACCUAGCCACAGCCGCCGGAACCCUCCGAUCCAGGCUAACCCAAACCCUCCGAACCCGCGGCGGCGGAGGGCUCGACCGAUGGACCAGCCCAGGUCACCAAGACCGACCCAACGGCUACCUCUUCAACCGCCCUCCUCCACCACCUGGUCAAUCUCGCAAAUGGGAAGAUUGGGAAUUGCCCUGCUACGUCACCAGUUUCCUCACCAUCGUCAUCCUUGGUGUUGGGCUCAGUGCUAAGCCCGAUCUUACCCUCGAGACUUGGGCCCAUCAGAAAGCCCUUGAACGUCUUCAGGCCCAACAAGUUUCUGAUUCUUCUGAGUAAUUUACGCCCCUUUUGUUUUCAAUUUCGUUUCAUCGUUGGAUAAUGUUUAGGGUUUCUUUUUUUUGGUUUGAAUUUUGAUGAUGUUGAUAUAUAACGGGGUUGUAGUUGAUGAAGAAAAAUAAGGGUUUUUGAACAAUUGACCCUUUUAUUAAUUUUGGAGUUUAUCCAAAGUAUAUUUGGUUAUAUGAUUUGCUUUCUUCUA